Cynara cardunculus var. scolymus (artichoke) is the source of this 1338-nucleotide messenger RNA. Its product is annotated as protein STRICTOSIDINE SYNTHASE-LIKE 5-like. The transcript is spliced from 4 exons. The record is from RefSeq and is a predicted model, not a curated record. Gene Ontology annotation, biological process: biosynthetic process. Lineage: Eukaryota; Viridiplantae; Streptophyta; Magnoliopsida; Asterales; Asteraceae. Bases 12 to 1163 code for a protein of 383 amino acids. Gene Ontology annotation, molecular function: strictosidine synthase activity.
UUUUACUGCUUAUGGCUAAGUUAACCGAGCCCUCUGCUGCCAACAUAACCCGUACGGACUCCAGUUCAUGGGGUCUGAAUCUCGGGUUUUUCACGUUAGCCGUUGUCUCGAUUGCGGUGCUUGUCGUCCAGAUCAAUACGUUUGAUGCCGUGACGUAUCCGAUGCAUGAGUUUGGCAAACCGAUGCUUGUAGCUGCCAGGAAGAACGCAGAAAGUCUCUCCGGUUUGGAAAAGAUUGGGUUGGGCCAAUUGAUUGGAGCUGAGGACAUCGCUUAUGAAUCGAAGUCGGGUGUUUUGUACACGGGUUGCGAAGAUGGUUGGAUCAAGCGAAUCAUGCUAAACAACUCGGUGGUGGAGAAUUGGGUGCACACCGGAGGCCGACCUCUUGGAAUCGCGAUUGCUGAUUCCGGUGAUGUCUAUGUUGCCGACGCUAAUAAGGGAUUGCUUAAGGCAAGUAGAGAUGGCGAGUUAGAGUUAUUGACAAGUGAGGCCGAUGGUGUGAAGUUGGGAUUUACAGAUGGUGUAGCAGUUGCAAAAAACGGAAUGGUAUACUUCACUGAUGCAAGUUAUAAGUAUUCCAUCCAUGAAGCGAUAUACGACUUUUUAGGGGGUAGACCUCAUGGUCGACUUUUGAGUUACAAUCCGUCAACAAAACAAACAAAUGUCCUUGCCCGGGACCUCUAUUUUGCUAAUGGGGUCGAACUCUCACCAGACCAAGAUUUUGUUAUCUUCUGUGAGACCUUCAUGAUGAGGUGUUCUAGAUACUACUUGCAAGGAGAAAAAAAGGGUUCUAUCGAUGUUUUUGCUGACAAUUUGCCCGGUUUUCCUGACAACAUACGAUAUGAUGGAGAUGGACGUUAUUGGCUGGCAAUACCAUGGGACAAUUCACUUUUAACGAAAUUUAUACAGACGUAUCCGUUUGCACGCAAGAUUCUUACCUUUACAUUGAAGCACCUACAUAAGAUGCCUGAGUUGAUGAAGUUUGGUGGAGUCAUCGCUCUGGAUUUGGAAGGAAACCCGAUCGGAGGUUACUAUGACGACACAUGGAAAAUGACGACAUCAGGGGUCAAGAUUGGCGAGCACUUGUAUAUGGGAUCCAUCACGAAAUCACACAUUCUCCGUCUCAGUCUUGCUCAAAAUCCUCUUCUCGUUACAACCUCAUGAAGGGCACUAUUGUAAUAAAUCAAGGGAGGAAAAACGAUAUCUAUAUAUUGUAUUUUGAAUAUCGCAAUUCGUUUCUAUAAAAAUACAAUAGUAUUUGGAAGGAUAAAAUACACAUAAAUUUAACAUAUUGUAAUUUUGGUACGAACAUGAAAAUCAUAAAUGAGAUAUUUAACUA